Necator americanus (New World hookworm) is the source of this 1125-nucleotide messenger RNA. RefSeq lists its product as uncharacterized. Lineage: Eukaryota; Metazoa; Nematoda; Chromadorea; Rhabditida; Ancylostomatidae. The record is from RefSeq and is a predicted model, not a curated record. The transcript has 9 exons. The coding region runs from base 1 to 1125 and encodes 374 amino acids.
AUGGUAAUUCCGCUCAAUAAACGGAAUAGAAUUGUAUGUUCUCUUCACGUAAAGGUCGAUUGUGCCAGACAUCUGCCCUGUUCCUGCGCCAAGUGGGCACUAAUCAAACGGACAGCCUCUUCGAGGCGAGUUUUCGAUGGCGAAACAGGAUUAUUCUCUGUACCCGUUCAAUUUAAAAACACAAAAGGUGACAUUAUUCAACUGAAUGCAGUCUAUCAGGACACGAUGCCAGAUGGCGGACAGCGAGCCACAGUAUUCGCAUUGCACGGUUCACCCGGGUCCCAUGCUGACUUUAAAUACUUAGUGAAGGAACUGCAGGCUAACCGAGUUCGGAUGAUUCUGCCGAAUUUUCCUGGUCACGGUCUCACACCUAAUGAUCCACGGUUGAGCUGCGAUAAUGAAGAACGCAACCAGUUUGCACGCGCAGUUCUUGAUAGCGUGGAUGACAUCCGAUCAACUGAUCUCUAUUUCAUGGGUCAUUCCAGAGGUGGCGAGAACGCAGUGCAGACUGCCACUUUAGAAUUACAAUCGGGUAACGUCCGAGGAAUAGUGAUGUUAAACUCAGCUGGUCUUCGAAGACAUCGUGGUAUUGAACCAUACUGGAAAAUUGAAAUCUUCGUGCGAUUGCUGGAUUUACGAGUCAUCAACUUCAUUUUACAUCCUUUUUUAUAUUUUAUAUACAAUCGAAUAUUGGGUCUCAAAGUACCAACGGGUAGUGCGGCUGCAACAGCGUUACGAACGAUGCGGACAUUUGCGUUGAGACGUAUUCUUCCAUGCGUAGAGGCAAUAAAUCAGCAUUCCGAGGUCAAAUUCCUGCAUGUGUACUCUGGUGAUGAUUUCCUCAUCCAACCAGAUAUUAGCAAAGAAUUCGCCGAAAAGUUUAAUGAUCGUGUCGAUUUGGAGUGUUCGUCUACUGAUAGUGCAGAUGUCACUCGAUCAACCAUAGAAGCUUUCUCUAAAGGUGUUCAGACGGUUUCCGUGAACUUCGUACACGAAGGACAUUUCUCACAGAAAUAUCGUGCACAAUUUCUCAUUGAUGUAAUACUAGCGCUCAUCUCACUGAAUUCCACAGCUGUUGAGUCUACAAAGAUGUCUAAUAAAGUGCAUAAAACGUACAAAUUGUGA